Molecule: messenger RNA, 966 nt
Organism: Miscanthus lutarioriparius
Lineage: Eukaryota; Viridiplantae; Streptophyta; Magnoliopsida; Poales; Poaceae
Source: the annotation of a GenBank genome assembly
AUGGGAGAGAGCUCGGGCGUUAAUGCUCCUCUGGAGACUCCACUUUCACCAUCUUGGCAAAAAGCGAGGACAAAGUACUGGUGGCGUAAGGAUGCAGCCGAGCAGGCGACGGAUUCCGGGAGAGCUAGACGGCCGGCUGAGGUCUCUGCUCGGGACACCUCCAUGGCGGACCCGGGGGCCUUUAAAAGGCGACUCGCAUGGCGUUGCUAUCGGUGCCUCGGCCUCGACCAUCGAGUAGCGCAGUGCAGAGAUCCGGUCCGGUGCCUUCGGUGCAACGGCGUCAGACACAUCUCCCGCCUCUGCCCCUCCCGCCGCCGCCAACCCAUCCAUAGUCGCCUAACCUUUCCAUCGCCUGACCGCCGCCGCCCCAUCUCCACCAAACUCCGCAACCGCCUCGUGUUCCCUCCUGAAAGCAUCCACAGCCGCCUUGUCUUUCCGCCCCUCCAUAGCAACCCGCCGAACACAUCUGAGCCACCUCGCCCAUCGCCAGCAGCCUCCCUGGAGAUGGAGAACGUUCCGGGGCACGCUCUGAACCGCCCGGCGCGCAGCUCGGUCGUCCUGGCGUCCGGCGAGGCCAUGACCCGCGAGGCCAAGCGCCUGAUGCUCCAUGCGGUCACCAUCGUCAUGCCGCCGGGGGGCUACAGCCCCAGCAUCAGCGAGGUGGGAUACGCUCUGUCCAACCAGCUGCACGUGGCGCGGGGAAACUUCCACGUCGCGCCCCUCAAGCCGGGCGUGUUCCUGGCGGACUUCAAGGCCUCGCCAGAGCACGACCGCGCCUUCCUCAAGAGCUUCAUCGAGAUCGGCGAGACCGUUCUUCCCAUUCGCCCGUGGCGUCCAUCGGGUGGACCUAGGGAGACCACAUGGCUGUUCCAUGCCAAGAUCACCAUGGAGAACGUCCCCAUUGAGGCUUGGAACGAAGGAGUCACUCAUCCUGGGAGAUUGCUACAUCCUGGACAGACUGGAUAG